Molecule: messenger RNA, 976 nt
Organism: Anopheles arabiensis
Lineage: Eukaryota; Metazoa; Arthropoda; Insecta; Diptera; Culicidae
Exons: 2
Coding region: 123-593 (156 amino acids)
Source: RefSeq, a predicted model, not a curated record
CACGCACGUCUGCGCAAAAGCCGGUAGGCGAUUAGUGACAGACGAUAUUUUGUACCGCUCAUACCAUCAUAGCAACCCGUUGGUGGUAACCGUUGUUUGGAUAGUGCGCUGGGCGAUGUACCAUGGCGUUUGCAGGCAAUAUUCAGACGGGCCGGAAAAACUGUGCUUCAACACAGUUUCCAUUCAAAUUUAGUGCAGAACAAGCGGCUGAGCUCGUGGAGGACAGUAAUGAGGAUGCAUUCUGUACGGAGUAUGAUAACAAUUUUGUGCCUUUCAACAAUUACACCAAACCAGUGCUGCGGCGGGAUCAGCUGAGAGAGGUGUACAAGGAAAAGUUGUCGCGAAUUUUGACGAAAAAUGCGAACGAACAACUGGAAACCAUCCACCGGCAGGAGGAGGAGCGGAAACAGCUGAGAAAACGGAAGAAUUAUUAUAUGGCAAAGGAAACUGGGCAGGAUCCGCAGUACAGUCUGCAGCGAACGGAUGAUGUGGUAACGUUCUGGAGCUACCGUGGCCGGCGGAAUGCUAAUCAUCGCCGCAAUAACGAUUUCACUAAACCGCAGGAGGAUAAAUUGGAUGUGCAGUUUGAAUAAAUUGCAGGCGCUUUGAUGUGCAUUUCAUUGCCUUGCUUGCUUUGCUUCUUUAUUGCAUAUUAUUACAAACUCGUCAGGAUCUAAGCUUUCUCGUCCGAGGCCUGGGUGGCACCCGACGCAACCGACUGGCCAUCGUCGACUGGUGCAUCCUGGCACGAUAGCGACGGGAACUUCUGGUACAGGGCAGCGCGAUACUUCGGAUGGCUGAUGCCGUACACGAUCGGGUUGUAGACGGCGUUGGCCUUGGCGAACAGCGAGCCCCAGAUGGUAGCCAGCGGGCUGAUCGGGGCAGCCUUGAAGAUUCCGGUGAAGUUGAUGACCAGAUACGGCGUCCAGGCCAUGAACCAGAGCGAGAUGGUGACCAGGGCGACCUUGGCCAGCUU